Molecule: messenger RNA, 1803 nt
Organism: Saimiri boliviensis boliviensis (Bolivian squirrel monkey)
Lineage: Eukaryota; Metazoa; Chordata; Mammalia; Primates; Cebidae
Gene: GPATCH11
Product: G-patch domain containing 11
Cellular component (GO): kinetochore
Molecular function (GO): nucleic acid binding
Source: RefSeq, a predicted model, not a curated record
CCGCAAGUUUCCAACUCAGUCUGCUCUCGGAAACUGGUAGGAGCCGAGGCCCGGAAGUCCGACGCUGGUCCGUGGGCGCUUGCGCAGCGCGCGCUCCCGGGAGCUGAACCAGGGUGAGCACAGAGCUGUCAGAUACUACAGCCAUAUGAAGUUGAACAUGGCAGAAGAAGAGGACUAUAUGUCUGAUUCCUUCAUUAAUGUCCAAGAAGAUAUCAGACCAGGAUUGCCAAUGCUAAGGCAAAUCCGAGAAGCCCGUCGAAAAGAAGAAAAGCAACAGGAAGCUAAUUUGAAAAACAGGCAGAAGAGUUUAAAAGAAGAAGAACAAGAAAGACGUGACAUUGGGUUGAAGAAUGCACUAGGCUGUGAAAACAAAGGGUUUGCCUUGCUCCAAAAGAUGGGCUACAAAAGUGGACAGGCACUUGGCAAGAGUGGGGGUGGUAUUGUUGAACCGAUUCCUCUCAAUAUUAAAACAGGGAAAAGUGGCAUUGGUCAUGAGGCAUCAUUAAAACGGAAAGCAGAGGAAAAAUUAGAAAGCUACAGAAAAAAGAUUCACAUGAAAAACCAAGCUGAAGAAAAAGCUGCAGAACAGUUUCGACUGCGACUUAAAAAUAAGCAAGAUGAAAUGAAGCUAGAAGGAGAUCUCAGAAGAAGCCAGCGAGCCUGUCAACAAUUGGAUGCCCAGAAAAAUAUUCAGGUUCCCAGGGAAGCAUGGUACUGGUUGAGGCUUGAAGAGGAGACUGAAGAAGAUGAAGAAGAAAAAGAAGAGGAUGAAGAUGAAUAUAAGAGUGAAGAUUUAAGUGUACUGGAAAAAUUACAGAUAUUGACUAGUUAUUUAAGAGAAGAACAUCUGUAUUGUAUUUGGUGUGGAACAGCCUAUGAAGAUAAAGAAGACCUAUCUUCUAAUUGUCCAGGACCAACUUCUGCAGAUCAUGACUAAGAUCAUUCCCAAUAAAGUGGAAACUUGAAAAAUGUUGUUAUUUCCUAGGGAUAGACAGUUCAGCAGUUAGAAAUCCCACAUUUUUUAUGCCAGUAAAGAAAGAGGGACUUUAUAUAAUGUUUUGUUCUUUUUGUACUUUAGAAUAUGAGUGUUUACUGACUUGAAAAAAAUAAUGCAAUGCCAUUUCAGAACACAAGUAUCAUAGAGAUGGACAGUUACAAUUUAUUGCUGUAUUUUGAUACCUGAGCAGUUCAAGGACCAACAGGUACUCUCUUAUUCCCUUUUCACUUUGGAACAAAUUGCGAAAUAAGAAAUGGGAGUCAGGAAGAGAAAAAUAUCUACUUUGUCAGUGAAUAAGCUGAAAUAGAGAAGAAGGUUGACUUUUUCUCCAAUCAGACACUAAUAUUUCUCCCGGAUUGGAGAGAAUGGUGGACCUCUGCCUUGUUGGGGCAGAGCCCAUCUUUGCAUUCUGAGACCAGUUAGCUUUCAAGGUCAGGGAAACCAUCAGGGGCUGGACCGCACAUGCUUGGUUCCUUCUAGUAUCUCCCAUAGGAUAAGACAGUUCUCUGUUGGGAAGCAAUGAAUGAAGGUUCAGAGAGAUUUUUCCUACACUUUUCACUUUGAAGGAGCAAAGAGAAGUUCCCUUCCCUCCAUCCAAGCAUGAAGAGGAGGGGAAAAGUAUUCUCCUGAAUAAGACUGAUGUCAGAGGCAGUGUUCCAUCAGUACUACUAAAUUCUAAUCCAUUUUACAGACAAAAUAACUGUGAUAAUUUCUGGUAAAAUCAUGAGCUUUCGUGACAACAUUUAUAUCCAUUAUAUAUGAUCCGUUGAAGUUUUGGCUAUAGAAACUUAAGAAUUGUGAGGAAA